GUUAUCUUUAGUGCUGUCGCGGCUGCCCAAAGGGGGACCGUUCGCGGCUUUGAAGAGGAUUCCUUCAUUCUCGUUUUCAUACUCUUUCGUAGCCUUGUCCGUCCGACCUGCAGAGGUCCUUCCAAACCGUAUCAAUUCCUCGAAAGUACGGUAUCUACUUACACGUCACUUCACACCUUGACCCACCGCCUGCCAAUUCGUAAAAUACAAAACUUACGUCCCGCCUCCCACCUUGCAAUCGUUUUUACUUAAUCCCCCACCGCCGACUCUUUUUUAUCGAUCGUCGAUUCUCCUUCCUACCUUUCAUCUUGAAAUCUCCGGUAUUGGAUAUCGACCGCUAGCCAUGGAUCAACGAGAGCUAGAGUCGCGCGUCAAGGCGCUUCACAAGGCUGCCCAGUCUAACGAGCCUGCUUCUAACCUUCUCUCUAUUAUGGAAUCGCUUCGUGUUGCUUCGCCUACCGAAGAGAUGCUGCGCACUACCAAAGCAGGCAUUGUUAUCGGCAAGCUCCGAGGCAACCCGAACAAGGAAGUGGCUAAGGUCGCUGGCGAAGUGGUCGCCAAGUGGAAGAAGGGUAUCGAGGCCGAGAAGCGAGCAAAGGGUUUGCAUCCAGCUAAGGCGGCCCAGAAGGGCUCCGUGUCACCUGCCUCUAAGGCCGCAUCUCCCGCUCCGAAACCCCUCGUGGGAAAUAACAAGGCCUACCAGGGCGACGUCGAGAAGCGCACGUUCAAGUCCGACGGCGUCAAGAUCGCAAUCACCGGCUCCACGACCCGCGACAACUGCAUCGGCCUACUGUACAACGGCCUCGCCUACCGCUCGCGGGAGUCCGAAGACAACGUGAUUCAGCGCGCAGAGGAGGUUGAGCGCGCAGCCUUCAAAGUGUACAAGGGCGAGACGAAGGAGUACAAGGAGAAGAUACGAUCGCUAUUCCAGAACCUCAAAGUCAAGACCAACGCUGAGCUCGGCCGUAACGUCAUGUCGGGCUCCAUCACGGCCGACCGAUUCGUCGUCAUGGGUAGUAAGGAGCUCAUGUCCGCGCACCAGCGUAAGGCCGAUGCCGAGGCCGAGCUCGAGAACAUGAAGAAGGCCCAGGUACCCAUGGCCGAGAAGUCCAUCAGCGACAGUCUCGAGUGCGGCGGCUGCAAGAAGAAGAUGGUCAGCUACAGCCAGGCCCAGACACGAAGUGCCGAUGAACCGAUGACUACUUUCUGCGAGUGCAUGAACUGCGGAAAGCGUUGGAAGUUCUCUUAAUCGCUACAUUUCUUCUGGCCUAUCCAUCUUGUCUCACUUAAGGGAGGGUCUUUCUUCCGAAGAUGAGCCACGUUCGAUACGGUUUUUCUCAUGAGGUACAUGAGGUUCAUAAAGCAUCACACACCAUGCAGUAGAAAUGGGUGGUAUGCGGGCGUCUCGGAAUCUCGGUCUUCAAACCGAUGUAGGGUGAAUUUUACAACCAACGGCUAUGUUUUCUACGCGAGGAGUUUGGGCAAUAGAUGACAGGCAUGGCACUUUGCUAAGGAAUACACCCCCUUCUAUUCUAGUAAUACGAAAUCAUUCGAUUUA
Molecule: messenger RNA, 1558 nt
Organism: Annulohypoxylon maeteangense
Lineage: Eukaryota; Fungi; Ascomycota; Sordariomycetes; Xylariales; Hypoxylaceae
Product: transcription elongation factor
Exons: 3
Coding region: 344-1249 (301 amino acids)
Biological process (GO): regulation of mRNA 3'-end processing; transcription elongation by RNA polymerase I; transcription antitermination
Cellular component (GO): nucleus
Molecular function (GO): zinc ion binding; RNA polymerase II transcription regulatory region sequence-specific DNA binding
Source: RefSeq, a predicted model, not a curated record